AUGCACGCGCUCACUCUUCUCGGCCUCCUCCCCGUGGCCCUGGGCUGCCUGAACGCCAACACCAACCCCUGCGCCAGCUUCAUCAAGUCCAACGCCGCCCAGGCGUCGCCCUUUUGCGCCACGUUCACCCAGAGCCAGGUCACGGCCACCACUGGUCUUCCAGCGUGGGCGACCAACUGCAGCAACAAGCCAAAGCUCCUCACGGCCGAGUGCGCUUGCCACUACCCCGGAAACGGCAACCCGCCUGCCCCUACGACUACCACGCUCACGACGAAGACGACGACGGCGGCUGGCAGCAACCCUAAUCAUACGGGCGUCACUACGACCCUGCCGCAAUCUUCGGGCGCUGUUGCCACCAAUGCCGCCAUUGUCGUGUCCGGCUCCCUUGACGGCGGCAUGAAGCUCUACGAUCGCAGUCCUCGAGUCUGUGCCGAACAAGAUGAGACUGGCGAGAACGACGCAAUGUUCAUCCUGGAAGAUGGUGCCACGCUCUCCAACGUCAUCAUCGGACCAAACCAGGCCGAGGGUGUCCACUGCAAGGGACAAUGCACUCUCAUCAACGUCUGGUGGCAGGAUGUUUGCGAAGAUGCCCUUACCAUCAAACAGAACAGUGGCACCUCCUACGUCAUCGGCGGCGGCGCCUUCAAGGCAUCGGACAAGAUCUUCCAGUUCAACGGCUUCGGUACUCUCGACAUCAAGAAUUUCUACGCCCAAGACUACGGCAAGGUCGCCCGUAGCUGCGGCAACUGCAGCAACAACGGCGGUGCGCGUCACGUCGUGAUGGACAAUGUGCUGGCGCGGGACGGCGGCGUGCUGUGCGGCAUCAACACAAACUACGGCGACACGUGCACGAUCAGCAACAGCUGCCAGGACAGUAAUAAGACUUGUGAUAAGUAUGAUGGCAACAAUAGCGGCAAGGAGCCCAAGAAGAAUGGAUCGGGACCUGAUGGCCAGUUCUGCAAGGUGAGCGGUUUCAGCACCAGCUGCUAA
Molecule: messenger RNA, 990 nt
Organism: Emericellopsis atlantica
Lineage: Eukaryota; Fungi; Ascomycota; Sordariomycetes; Hypocreales; Bionectriaceae
Product: pectate lyase-domain-containing protein
Exons: 5
Coding region: 1-990 (329 amino acids)
Biological process (GO): pectin catabolic process
Cellular component (GO): extracellular region
Molecular function (GO): pectate lyase activity
Source: RefSeq, a predicted model, not a curated record